Molecule: messenger RNA, 633 nt
Organism: Miscanthus lutarioriparius
Lineage: Eukaryota; Viridiplantae; Streptophyta; Magnoliopsida; Poales; Poaceae
Source: the annotation of a GenBank genome assembly
AUGGUGCGGGGCCGGCCAUCACCGCACCUUGGUCCUUGGGGUCGCAGCCAAGGAUGUGGCAGAGACAGUCGAGGUGCUCGCUCUGGUCCUCGGCUCCUCGCCUCGCAGUGGCUGCGCGACGCAGCGAGUGCACAGUCGUUGUCGGCGGCCGCCGUUGCGGCCUCGUCCUCCUCGGAGAUGGCAGCACGUGCGGCCUCCCGAGCCCGAAACGCUGAGCGCAGGGUCGUGGAUGACGGCCGCCGCCGCGGCCUCGUCCUCCAUGGCGCUGGCGACCAAAAGCCCUUCCGGGCCCGCACCGUCGACGCUGCCACCUGGGCCAGCACCGUCGCCACUGCCUCCCAGGCCAGUCUCGCCGCCGCCGUCGCCUCGACUCAUACCUUCCUCACCAGAUCUGCGUUGAUGGGCGCGCAGCGUGCGAUGGGUGGCGGCCUAGCAGGGAACGACGGUAGCACUGUGCGAGAUCCGGAAGGAUGUCAGGCGGGGGGCGCUAGGGUUAAGGGAGGGGUCGGUGUUUUUGUUUGGGGCCAUUUUUGGCGCUUGACACCCGCUUGUGAUUUUGACCCAUUGUUUUGGUGCCUGCAUAUUUCAGUCAUUGCCUUUUUUAUGAAUGUUACUGCCUCACAUGAGUUUUAG